This is a messenger RNA of Humulus lupulus (European hop), 2662 nucleotides long. RefSeq lists its product as uncharacterized. Lineage: Eukaryota; Viridiplantae; Streptophyta; Magnoliopsida; Rosales; Cannabaceae. Gene Ontology annotation, biological process: DNA-templated transcription initiation; transcription by RNA polymerase III; transcription preinitiation complex assembly. Gene Ontology annotation, molecular function: RNA polymerase III general transcription initiation factor activity; TBP-class protein binding; RNA polymerase III type 3 promoter sequence-specific DNA binding. Bases 562 to 2346 code for a protein of 594 amino acids. Gene Ontology annotation, cellular component: transcription preinitiation complex; transcription factor TFIIIB complex; nucleus. The transcript has 21 exons. The record is from RefSeq and is a predicted model, not a curated record.
CUUCCAAAAACCUGAAAAGCAACUCUCCUCACCUCACCUCACCUCUGAGAACACCCUACACUGCCGUUCCUCCUCCCGCCCCUGAUUCUCGACCACCGCUCGUCAGAAGCAGCCGCUCGCCCCAUUCUUUUCGGCUGCUUCUUCAGUCGCCGUUCCUCUCCAUUGGUCCGGUAUAUAUCUCUGCUUUUUCCUGGUUUGUCAAUUUGGGGGGAAAAAGAUGAGUAAUUGAUAACUAGAUUAUACAUCCUAUGUAUAUUAAAAGAGCACCGUUUAGGGUUUAGGGUAUAAUAGCCUUUCAUAUGAACUACAAAUGCAUUAGCAACACCUGAGUCGCACACCGCCGAGCUACCUUGCCUGAGUCGCACAACCACUCUCUCAAGUUGCAAGGUUCAUGGUUUCGGUUUUCUUGUUUGUGCACAUCAUCAACUGCACUCUUUAAAGGUUGCACUUGAAUCUUUUGUAUUGUGGUCUUUAGAGAGCCUUCUUGCAGACUUUGCAAGCUAGCAAGUUGGUGCAAAAGGCUCUAAAAAGGUUGCUUACACUUUUCAUCUAAAUCUCAGAAUGUGGUGUACUCAUUGUCAAAAGGACUGCCCUACUACUGAGGAGACUGGCAGAAUAUGUUGUGACUUUUGUGGAAGAGUUAUCUCAGAUGCUUUCUUUACUGAGGAACCUAGUUUUGUUAAAGGUCCUGGAGGAGAGAGCCACUUGUCUGGUAACUUUGUUAAAUCCAUUGCAAGUUCCGUCUCGGAUUCCUUUAGAAGGACUUUGGACAGGGGAAAAGAUGAAAUAAGGCAUAUAGUUUUGCUCUUGAAUAUGGAUGAAGCUAUGGUUGGUCCAUCUUUCUCACUUUAUAAGAUGGCAGUUGAACGCAAUUUCACAAGAGGUCGUAGGACAACACAAGUUGCAGCUGCUUGUAUUUAUAUUGCAUGUCGAACUUCGAACCCACCAAAACCGUAUCUACUUAUUGACUUUUCAGAAGCUUUGAGUAUAAAUGUGUAUGUUGUCGGAGCUACCUUUUUGCAGCUUUGUCAACUGUUAAGCCUUGGAGAGCAUAACAUUAUUAAGAGACCCAUUGAUCCUACCCUUUUUAUUCCUCGUUUUACAGAAAAGUUACUAGCUGGAAAAGAUGUUGAGGUUUCUAGAACUGCAAUGCGCAUCAUAGCUAGCAUGAAGCGAGACUGGAUGCAGACAGGCAGAAAACCAAGCGGGUUAUGUGGUGCAGCAUUAUACAUCUCUGCUCUUGCACAUGGGCAUAAUUUAACAAAAUUAGAUGUGGUAAAAAUAGUACAUAUUUGUGAAGUAACAUUGCGAAAGCGAUUGAUUGAGUUCGAGAACACAGAUUCAGGGAGCUUAACUAUUGAAGAGUUGAACAAUAAUGCCAUGGAGCUCAAAAACUCCAACCUGUCAUCUAAUGGUCCCCAAAAGUCUGGGGAAUUGCUUUGUCAGCAUAAAGAUAGUAACGAAGCUCCACCUCCUUUUGCUCAUGGGCUAUGCGAGAGUUGUUUCAGAGAUUUCAUGGAAAUUUCUGGCGGACUUAGUGGGGGAUCAGAUCCUCCUGCCUUCCAGCUUGCUGAAAGAACGAGAGUUGCCAAUGCAGCUGCUAAAUCAGAUGAUUCAGAAGUUGAUCUCCAGCAUGGGGAUAAAACAACUGAGCAUGCAGAUAAAACAAACAAGAAUGUUGAAUCUUUCUCUGAAUGUGACCAAAACUCGAACGAUAAAGAAAAAUUGGGAACCGCAGAGUCUGACACUGUUGUUGGAGAUGGAACGUCAAAUGACACUUCUGAUAAGGCCUCUAAGUUUACUUCUACAAGUAAUCUUACUAGUGAUGAAUCAGAUGGUCUUUCCGAUAUCGAUGAUGUAGAGGUAAAUGGAUACCUUAACAAUGAGGAGGAGACACGGUACAAGACGGCCAUCUGGGAAGACUUGUACAGAGAACAUUUGGAGGAACAGGCAGCAAAGCUAAAUAAUGGGGAUGGCGACAAGGGUUCAAAGCCGAAAAAGGAGAGGCGCCAGAAACAAGAUUCUAAUGCCAAUCCUCAAACUGCUGCAGAAGCAGCACGCCAAAUGUUAAGUAAAAAGCGAUUACUUUCAAAAGUCAACCUCGAUAUGUUGGAGAAGGUCUUCGACGAAGUGACCCCUGCAAAUAAAGCUCCCAAAUUAUCAAAUGACGACGACUCUUAUGGGCACAGCCCUAACGAUAAAGAACACAAGUCAGACAUUGAGGACAAUAAUGAUGAAGUAGGUUCAGAUGAUGAAAAUAUCGAAAAAGGAUACGAUAACGGGAUCAAUGAUUGGAACAUGGAAGAAGAUGGUUACGAGUUUGGCUAUGAAGAUGAUGAGUUUUGAAUAUUUUGAGCCCCUUUCCCAACUAGCCAACUAUUACCUUGGUGAUGACAACGUUUUCUAUAUUCUUGUAGUUUUAGUAAUUGUAGAGGAAAAGAAAUUUUUAUAUUCAUCCUCCUUUGUUCUUGUAAAAAGAAAGGUUAAUAAAGUUGAGAAUAGGUUAUUUAUUAUAUAUUAAUGGCAUUACAAGUUAUUUGGUAAAAGAAGAGUAAGGAGAAUUAGUUUAUUUUAGAAUUAUAUUUGGAUAGAGACAUUGUUAUUGUAAAAUUAGUGAUUUAAAGCUCAUUAAACAAGUCCAUUUGAUAUUUUAUUUUUCUAA